AUGAAUAGAGUAAGUAAUACGCCAGUAACGAGACGUCGUCGAAAAAAAGUUUUAAAACAAGCCAAAGGUUAUUUUGGUUCUAAACAUAAACUAUUCAAAACUGCCAAGGAGCAGGUAAUGCGUUCUUUAAGUUAUGCUUAUGCUGACAAAUAUGGCAUUCGGUAUUCUCAAUUUAUCCGUUUAUUAACUUUGGCACAAGUUAAAAUAAAUCGCAAACAAUUAUCGGAAAUGGCAAUUCAUCAACCUCAACACUUUGAUAUCUUGGUUAAUAAGGUUCAAAAUCCGUGA
This is a messenger RNA of Funneliformis geosporum, 288 nucleotides long. NCBI's taxonomy places the organism in Eukaryota, Fungi, Glomeromycota, Glomeromycetes, Glomerales, Glomeraceae. The record is from the annotation of a GenBank genome assembly.